AAAUGCAUGACCCGCGGUAUCGUCGAGGCACAGUUGAUCAGUUGGAUACAGUGUUGCUUAUAUAGUCGCCUACGAGCGGGAUCAAGUAGAGGACUUUUAAUUAAGAUAAGACGAUUGUUACGCGCGAAGGGAUCGAAGGGACGUGUGUCGUGAUAAGGCAUAGCAGAUCGAGUCAGUGAACGUGAGAGAUCGCAGAUCUUACGAUGGGUGUGCCGAAAUUCUUCAGAUACAUAAGCGAGAGGUAUCCCUGCCUCAGCGAGGUCAUAAAGGAACAUCAGAUACCGGAAUUCGAUUAUUUAUAUUUGGACAUGAAUGGCAUCAUACACACGUGUUCCCAUCCAAACGACAACGACGUCUGCUUCCGCAUCUCCGAGGAGACUAUUUUCAAGAAUAUAUUUCACUAUGUAGAGGUGUUGUUCAACAUGAUACGUCCACAAAAGCUGUUCUUCAUGGCGAUAGACGGCGUGGCACCUCGAGCUAAGAUUAAUCAACAGAGAGGUCGGCGAUUUCGGUCCGCCAAGGAUGCCGAGCUGCAGGAGGCAAAGGCCCGCGAUAAGGGUAUCCCGAUACCCAGCGAGAAGCGGUUUGAUUCGAACUGCAUAACUCCGGGAACGCUGUUCAUGGCUAAAUUAAGUGAGCAGCUAAAACGCUUCAUUGAACAUAAGAUUUCUAUGGAUGAGGCUUGGAAAAAAUGUAAAGUACUGUUCAGUGGAUCUGAGGUUCCUGGAGAGGGAGAACACAAAAUCAUGGAUUACAUAAGAUACAUGAAAGUGAGCGAUGAUUAUGACUGUGGCUCCAGGCACUGCUUAUAUGGCCUGGACGCUGAUUUGAUAAUGUUAGGCCUCUGUUCGCACGAGCCCAAUUUUUCCCUCCUGAGAGAAGAAGUGAAGUUUGGUAAACAGCAAGUGAAAAUGACACCUGAAGAGACAAAGUUUUGUUUGCUUCAUCUGUCACUCUUGCGAGAGUACAUAGAGCAUGAGUUCUCGCCACUUAAAGACAAGCUGUCCUUUCCAUUUGACAUUGAGAAAAUAAUCGACGAUUGGGUAUUAAUGGGUUUCCUAGUGGGGAACGACUUUAUUCCCCAUUUGCCAAAUUUACAUAUUGCCAAUGGCGCGUUACCAAUCCUGUAUCACGCGUACAUGGAGGUAUUACCGACGCUAGAAGGUUAUAUAAAUGAGGCCGGAACGUUAAAACUGGACCGUUUCGAGAAGUUUAUGGAGAAGCUGAGCCGUUUAGACGUAGAGCAGUUCAAUGAAUAUUAUACUGAUUUAAAAUUUUUUGAAAGUAAAACAGGUAGAAGACCCAACGAAUCCGAGCGUCAUGUAUAUAAGAAAUCGGAAGAAGACGAGAUUGCAUCUCCGAAGAAGACACAAAAUAAGGAUUUAGACGCUCUAAUUGAAAUGACACAGAUGUCCUUAGGUCUUUCCGAUGAGGAUGACGAUGACAUAAUAGAUACAAUAGAUAUGAUGGACGACGAAUCGGAUAGUGAUAUAUAUAACAUGGAAUUUGUACAACACAAGAAGGAUUAUUACAUGAAUAAGCUAGAGUACGAAAACGUCGAUGCAGAAGUUCUACGAUCGCAAGCUGAGGGCUACGUAAGAGCGAUACAGUGGAAUCUGCAUUAUUAUUAUCAUGGAUGUUGCAGCUGGUCGUGGUAUUAUCCACAUCAUUACGCCCCAUACAUUUCGGAUAUAAGAGACUUCAAAGAUUUGAAAUUAGAAUUCGAUUUGGGAGAACCUUUCUUACCCUUUCAACAAUUGUUGGCCGUGUUGCCAGCAUAUAGCAAGGACCUGUUACCGCCAGCAUUUCAGCAUUUAUUGACGGAAGAAUCUUCUCCUAUCAUCAAUUAUUAUCCGCAUAAUUUUAAAACCGACUUAAACGGCAAACGACAGGAAUGGGAAGCAGUUGUACUCAUUCCGUUCAUUGAUGAAAAGCUGUUAUUGGCUGCUAUGCAACCACACUUGUCGAAGUUGAUAGAUGAGGAGCACACAAGAAACAAGCAGGGACCGAUGUGCUUGUACUCGUAUACCGACGAGAUACGAAGUAUUUACAAGGAUACAAAAUAUUUUCCUGAAUUUAUCAGUCAUGCUCAAGUGACACAGAUGAACCGCAAUGAUAUUUUCGUACCGAAGGAACGAUUGGUCCAAGGCUUGGCUCAGGAUUUCGAUCUCGACGUUUAUUAUCCAGGAUUCCCCUUGUUACGGCACCUGCCUCAUAAAGCAUCCUUAGAAAAAGCAAAAGUAAAAGUAUUCCAGCAACCAUCACUGGGAGAAAAUAUGAUUCUAUACAUAAUGUUAGAGGCACCGCCAAGUCUGCCGACUUUGGCAGCGGAGUUAUUAGGGAAGAGCGUAUAUGUGGAGUGGCCCCAUUUGAAAGAGGCCCUUGUAUGUGCUGUGGCUAGCAGAAGCGCAAAAUUCAGUUUGAUUGACCCGUUAGCCGGUUACAAUCAUGACAAUGUGACGAAGGAGGAGUUAAAAAAUGCGUCGGUCGAUGAAUGGAAUGGACAGAACAAGCUCGUCAAAGAAACACACAUGACACGUCUUGGGAUUGCUAUAGGUGAUACAGAGGUGUUGGUUUACGCCCGCUUAUUCACGGGCUACAAGUACGUUUUUGGUCCUCAAGGAAAAGUGGCAAUCGAAAAACAGUGGCAGGAUUUACUCACAUUUCACGCUUAUCAGACUGUAGUUAGAGAUCUUUCUGUCUCCAACAAGAAAAUACCAAUUUACAAAACCAUGCAUGACAUUUUUGUACCAGGGAUCAUUUGUUUCAUGCUGGGACAUCCAUGUUACGGUGCAAUGGGAGAGGUUCUGCAAAACAUCGACAAUCCAAGGCCACGCAGAAUCAAAAUUUCUAUACAAGUUACAAAGGAGCCAACGUUCGAGAGCAUUAAAAAAGCGUACACACAACAAAAGACGCGAUAUAUGUACGGCGGUAUUGCUGCGCAACGUCUUGGAAUAAGCAGUCAUCUUUUGAGCAGAAUUACUGGGACGAUUUAUGUAAUAGAGGCAUCACAGGAGGAACUUGCCAAGCAUAACAUUGGAUUGAACUUGAAGUUUAAUAAAAAGAACGAAGAGGUACCUGGUUAUACUAGAAAGGAAAAUGGUCAAUGGCUGUAUAGUACAAAAGCGGUCGAUUUGAUUCGCAAUUACAUGAUGAAGUGUCCUGACUUGUUUGAACGUUUGGCUCAAAAUGUAACGAAUGAUAUCUUCCAAGAGCAGGACCUAUUCAAAGGGUCGGACCAGCUCAAAGAUACAGUUGCGUGGCUGAAGGCGGAACUACACGGUAUAGGAAGCCGUGCUUGUGGCAUGGACGUUAUUGAGACAGAACUGGUGCAACAGAUCGAACAAGAAGUAGAGGAAUAUCUGAAAACCGAGAAUAACUCGAAAACGGUCUUUAUACAAGUAAAGCCACAUCUGCUUUUCAAGCCGGAAUUGAACACGCGUCAUGUGCCACCUGAUCCAUGUGUCCAGAAUCGUUUGUUCGAUCGAAUCCGCACCAUCAGAAUCGGCUUUAGUGUGCCAAUCGGUGCGAAAGGGACAAUUGUAGGAAUACGAAAGGCGAAAAUUCCGACAGAUGUCGUGUACGAGGUCCUCUUCGACAAGCCUUUCAUAGGUGGCCUCACUUUACAAGGUUGCUCUCAAUUCCGUGGCUAUCACCUGGCGCCCACAGAUUUCGUUAAUAUUAGUUUCGGCGAAAGAACGGAGCGAGGAAAUCCAGCGAACGAAUCGGUGGAACUCCGAAAGCAGACGGCGAACGCGAACACAUCGCCAAGCAAGAAGAGCGAUCAGUUGCCGAAGGCCGUCCUGGAGAUGCAAGUCGCUAAGAAAGAACUUGAGAAAUUGAUGAGUCGAGACAGUCAUCUGGCACAGCGCGGCAUGAUAGAAACAAAUCCGAAAAUGGUACCGCACAAAGCAAUGGUGCCGCAGAGAGCGUUGCACCAACUCGAGUGCGCGCCGCCUAAUAACGAAAUACCUAAUGAGAAUGAAGUGUCAUGUCAAGAGUUUCAGGAUCUAUGGAAUGAAUUGCACAAGCAAGUUGUGCUAGUACCGUACAAGAAACCGGACAGACCUCCGGCAAGAGUAACGCCAAGUCCAAUGAUGACACCGGACAAGCAGCCGAUGAAGCCGACUGGCAACAGUCACAACGUACAAUCGCCGCAAGAUCCCAGCGCAUUUUUGAAAGCUGUAUUAAAAAUCCCCGAUGUAAACGCGCAGACAAGCAAGCAACCGAGCAAGCAGUCUACGUCGCAACCCCCGGCAGUGCACCAGAAGGUGAUGGUCGCGAGAAAAGAUCAACCGUCGGAUGCUCCACCUUUGGUGCAACAGAUGUUCGAUCAUGCACGCCGACGAACAGAAGAAAAAAAGGAAAAGGGAAAUCCAAUCUGGUAUAGCUCGCAGUUGAUGAAACACUUUGCGUACAACAGCGUACCAAAGUAUAAUUAUCUUGUUGACGAGAAAAACGGUCUAAUCAGCGCUCAAAUUAUACUAGACAAUGCGAGAGUUUUUAAGGGUGAUCCCUGUACUAGUCACGAACAAGCUGCAGAAAGUGCUGCGAAAAAAGCAUACAAGGCUUUAAAUUUGGAUAAGGCGCAUAGUGCGAAGAUGAUGAUGGUGCCUCGGCCGCAAUGGUACAACAAUCAGCAAAAUAAUUGGGUCCAAAAUAUAGGGCCUCCUAUGAUAGCGAUAUGUCCUCCAAAAAUAACACCAAUCCCACAAACUCCGCCUAUGCAGCCUAACUUAUUCUAUCCAAAAUGGAACCAGAAACUGCCACCAAAUCCAGCGUUUGGGCAAGCCGCAUCGUACAGCCAAGGCAGGCAACAGCAAGGGAGGCCAAGGAAUCCGCAAAACGAACCGAAGAUAGAGGUCAGGAAUACCACUGCGUUCGUUCCAUUGCAGGCUCAGAAAAAGAGUAGACACGCCAGCGCGAAGCAGGCAUCGACAGAAGCGAAUGUAAAUGCUAAGAAGAUUAUUACCCCUAAAACACAACAGCAACAAAAAAGAGAAGAAACGCCACUCGAGCAUCAGAAGCCAGCGGUUGUAAAUACGAUGAGGGAAAAGGCAGUGAGCACGUCAGCACAGCAACAACUGUCGCAGCAACCCCAGCAGAAUACGGGAAAAACGUCCAAGCCCAGGAAAUCGCGCGUUGCCGCGAAAUUCGGCGCGCCAGCUCUGUCGAAUGGCAGCGAAACAUCGCAGUGAGAACUUUCCUUUAACUUCAAAGGUGAAAUAAACCUUUGCAUAUUGCACGUGUAAAUAUAAUUAUAUCAAUCCAUCCUAUAUCUUCGCGUUCGUUUUUUACAUUUUGUAAUAAAACUAACUGAAUGUCCCUGAAGAUAUUUGCGACAGGCCAGAACGUUUCGUCUUAUUUCAGAAACUUUAUAUCAACGCACUAAACAUUCGUACUUACGACUGUAUAUCUGUAUGCACAUCCGAAUACUGAGUAUCGAUUUCAUGAGUCCUUCGAACGAAAUGUACAUACACGCACCGCACUUAUUAUACGUAACGUAACACGUAAACGAUGAAGAAGAUGAAAGAAAAAAUGAGAAUGACUAAUGAACUGCUUUUAUUUUGUAUCAUUUAUAUUUCAUGAUUGGCAUUCCAUUUGUAUUUCGAUCUAGUAAUUAUUUUUUUUAUUUUGCGAUGUAUCAUUAUGACUAGAGUUACUAUAAUAUUAAUUAUAGUAACUCUAAUUAUAAUAAAUUGCCACUGGAUUAUUUCGUAUUUAUGGAAGAAUCAGAGAUUAUUUAUUAGAAACAUAUUUUUAGAUGAUUAUCUCCAUUACAAAUUUAUAUAUGUUCGAUGAUUUGCAUAGAAGAUUAAUAUGAGAAUUAUAAAAAGACUUUGAUAAUGAUGUUUAAAUUUUUUCUUGAUUUAAUGCUUUCUUUUUUUUUCUAAAUUUGUAAAUCGUGUGGACAAAUGUCAGUUUUGUACUACUUUUAGCUAAUCCUUUUCAUGUGACAUUUCAUUCUUUAUUGAAACAUUGCAGAACUGUACAAGUACAUUUAUUUUAUUGUUUAAUGAUGUGAAUGCGUUUUCUUGGUAAAAAGAAAAGUAGCGAUUUUUAUUGUAGCAUGCGGUUUACAUAUGCGUAUCAAUGCAGACCAAUGUUAAGACUUGAAAAAGGUGAUAUAUGGAUUAAGUGUAUAACUAGAGAUAUAUAAUCUAUAUUCAAUGAUCUUUUCUGUGUUUGUCUUUUCUGUAGUACAAGCAACAAAAAAAAUCAAAAUUAAACAGCAUAAACUCCAACAGGAUAUUUCAGCUUUAUUGUACAAUGGAGGUAAUGUACAAUACUGUACAAUAAAAUAAAAUAUAAUGAUUGUAUACU
Molecule: messenger RNA, 6324 nt
Organism: Ooceraea biroi (clonal raider ant)
Lineage: Eukaryota; Metazoa; Arthropoda; Insecta; Hymenoptera; Formicidae
Gene: pcm
Product: 5'-3' exoribonuclease pacman
Biological process (GO): rRNA catabolic process; nuclear-transcribed mRNA catabolic process
Cellular component (GO): nucleus
Molecular function (GO): 5'-3' RNA exonuclease activity; RNA binding
Source: RefSeq, a predicted model, not a curated record